Molecule: messenger RNA, 2361 nt
Organism: Lingula anatina
Lineage: Eukaryota; Metazoa; Brachiopoda; Lingulata; Lingulida; Lingulidae
Product: lipase maturation factor 1-like
Biological process (GO): protein maturation
Cellular component (GO): endoplasmic reticulum membrane
Source: RefSeq, a predicted model, not a curated record
UUUCACUUCCUGUCACGCAGGCGCACUACAAGCCAGGUCAAAGGGCAUCCGCGUGUGCCAUGUCUGCAACAACAGUGAGGCGGCGCAAGGUACAGCAGCAAGAUGAAGGCGACCAGGGUGACACGACAGACAGCGUCCAGGAAAGUUGCAACGUGAAAAAAGAGUUAUCAGAUAUGAAAAUAACACUUCAGCUUGAAGCUGGAAGUUAUUGGCUGACUCGCAUCUUCUUCUUGAGAUUCCUGGGCUUUAUUUAUGCUGUGGCUUUUUUGGUCGGAUACCAUCAAAACAUUCAACUAAUUGGCCACAAAGGACUUCUUCCUGCAACAAACCACCUGAAGAAGAUAUGGUCUCACACAGGAGGAUCUCUCUCCCAGUCUCUGAACUAUGCUCCCACUCUGCUGUGGUUUGUGAACUAUGAAGAUCACCUGGACUGGUGUCUGACUGCCAUAGCCCUGUGUGGACUGAUGUUAUCUCUUCUGUUGGUUGUACUGGGCUCUGCCAACAUACUGGUGAUGUCUGUACUCUGGGUGCUCUACCACUCCCUGGUCAAUGUGGGCCAGAGAUGGUAUUCCUUUGGAUGGGAAUCUCAGCUCCUGGAGAGCGGGUUCCUGGCAAUAUUUUUCUCUCCUCUUCUCUCCUUGCGUCCUGUGCCCAAAAGAACUCCGCCAUCUUGGGCUGUCAUCUGGGGCUACAGGUGGCUCAUCUUCAGGAUAAUGCUUGGGGCAGGUCUUAUCAAAAUCCGAGGAGACCAGUGUUGGAGAGAUUUGACUUGUAUGAAUUAUCACUAUGAGACACAACCAGUGCCUAAUCCAAUCAGCUAUUACUUGCAUCAAUCUCCAGAAGUAUUUCAUAAGUUUGAGACUCUGUCCAAUCACUUCAUAGAACUGGUGGCUCCACCUCUUGUUUUGUUGCCUGGCAACUAUUGGCUGUUCAGAAGGUUGCGUAUAAUUGGAGGAUUUUUGCAAGUAUUAUUUCAGGUGAUCCUAAUCAUCAGUGGCAACUUAAGCUUCUUGAACUGGCUGACUAUACUUCCCAGCAUCUGCUGUUUUGAUGAUGCUAGCUUGGCGUGGAUGUUUUCUAAUAAAAGGAAUUCUGUGAAGUGGCAAGUGUGGCAGAUACAACAGGAAGAGAAAACUGGAAACAAACCAAGGGAAUCGAGAACCCAGUACAUCAGGAAAGUGAUGAAUGUAACGCUGGCAAUACUUCUGGCCUAUCUCAGCAUUCCUGUGGUCCAGAAUCUUCUCUCGUCAAGACAAGCCAUGAAUACUUCAUUUGAACCUUUGAGAAUACUGAACACCUAUGGUGCAUUUGGAAGCAUAACCAAAGACAGGACAGAGGUGAUCAUCCAGGGUACAUAUGAUAACCCACAAGAUCCAAGCGCUAAGUGGCUGGAGUAUGAGUUCAAGUGUAAACCAGGUGAUGUAUACAGGAGGCCAUGUUUGAUAUCUCCAUAUCACUACAGACUGGACUGGCUUAUGUGGUUUGCAGCUUUCCAGAACUACCAACAUAACCCAUGGUUAGUACACUUGGCAGCCCAGCUUCUGGUGAAUGAUGAGGGAGCUUCCUCACUUAUUGCACACAAUCCCUUUCUGGGUAAAGCGCCACCAAAGUUUAUUCGUGCAGAACACUACAGGUACAGGUACACAAAACUAGGCAGCAAGGAUGCGCUAAGCGGAGCAUGGUGGAAGAGGAAACGUUUUGGCAACUAUUUGCCACCCGUGUCUUUGGCAGCACUUAAAGAAUUUUUGACAGCUAUGGAUUGGCCCAUCCCACUUUUGAAAGCCUGAUCCUAACAAGGAGUUGAUCCUUACAGAUGUAGAGCCUAGUAAUAUUUAUUUUGAAGAUAUCACAAAAAAGAAAUAGGCCACACAUGAACCUUUUUUCAAGGGGUGUUAUUUUUCUCUUUUAUUCUAUAGUUUAUUUUUGUUAUCUGAUGACUUUUUACCGUUACUAUAUUGUCAGCUUUAAAAGCUAAGGUUUAAUUGAAAGAUUACCAUUUAUUUAAUACCAGUAUAUUAUUUUGAAACUGGCACCAAUCUUUCCAUCAGUGUUAUCCUAGUAAUUAUACAGUUUACAUGUGUCUUUUCAACCAUAUAAUGUACAUGGUACAUUGUCUCUAUUUAAGAUAUAGCCGUGAAACAUAAGCCGGUUUUUAUCAUUUCAAACAUCUGUUGAUUGCUAAGAUCUAAUAAACGGAUGGUAUAUUACUAAUUAGAUCUUAGAUUGUAGUGAAACAAAGUCUUCUUGGGUAGGUGUAAUGAAAAUAUUGUUUUAAAUGUAUUUAUCUGUUAUUUUUACAUUGUUUUUGUUGUAAUUUUCAAUGUGUAUGGAGAUACCCUGCAAUAAAAGUCCCUUUUCUUU